Alligator mississippiensis (American alligator) is the source of this 498-nucleotide messenger RNA. RefSeq names its product ribonuclease P/MRP subunit p14 (gene RPP14). The record is from RefSeq and is a predicted model, not a curated record. Gene Ontology annotation, biological process: tRNA 5'-leader removal. The coding region runs from base 66 to 467 and encodes 133 amino acids. Gene Ontology annotation, cellular component: ribonuclease P complex. Lineage: Eukaryota; Metazoa; Chordata; Crocodylia; Alligatoridae. The transcript is spliced from 5 exons.
GCUAGGAGUUUCCGGUUCCGGUCCCGUGCCGGGUACUGCCCACGUGCCGGACGCGGCGCUGCGGGAUGGCGGAAGGUGGCGCGGGGGAGCCGCCACCGCCGCCCCGGGCUCCGCUUGAGCGGCUUGUUCUGAAGAAUGCGGCCGAGCACCACUACCUGCGGGUCUCGCUGGAGUUCCCGGACGGCGGCGUCCGCCUCAACGCCGCGCACUUCAAGCAGCUCGUCGUCUCGGCCCUGAAGGAGCUGCACGGAGAGGUUGGUGCAGCUUUGCCUGUUGAUGUUUUAACGUAUGAUGAAAAAACCCUGUCUGCUAUACUGAGAGUUUCUAGCAGUGGCUUUGUCAAGCUGUGGAGUGCUUUAACUUUGUUGGGCUCGUACCAGAACCGAAAGUGUGCCUUCAGAGUGGUGCAGACAUCUCCAUUCCUGCUCGCGUUAUCUGGGAACAGUAGAGAGCUAGUGUUGGACUGAAUACACAGAACAGUUGGUUGGACUGUAAAAA